Messenger RNA from Brassica oleracea var. oleracea, 743 nucleotides. RefSeq names its product calmodulin-5. Bases 137 to 586 code for a protein of 149 amino acids. Gene Ontology annotation, molecular function: calcium ion binding; enzyme regulator activity. NCBI's taxonomy places the organism in Eukaryota, Viridiplantae, Streptophyta, Magnoliopsida, Brassicales, Brassicaceae. The transcript is spliced from 2 exons. The record is from RefSeq and is a predicted model, not a curated record.
CAUUUCAAAAAUAAUUCUGGUAAAUAAAAGGCGCCGAGAAGAACGGUUUAUUAUCGCCCUCUCAUAUUUUCUCCACAAACUCUUUCCAAAAAAAAAAACACAGUUUUAGCAUAUUUCACGUAAAGAAAACAAAGCUAUGGCGGAUCAGCUCACCGACGAUCAGAUCUCCGAGUUCAAGGAAGCCUUCAGCUUAUUCGACAAGGAUGGUGAUGGUUGCAUUACCACGAAGGAGCUUGGCACCGUGAUGCGUUCCCUAGGUCAAAACCCAACAGAAGCUGAGCUUCAGGACAUGAUCAACGAAGUUGAUGCAGAUGGUAACGGAACCAUCGAUUUUCCUGAGUUCUUGAACCUUAUGGCUAGGAAAAUGAAGGACACGGACUCUGAGGAGGAACUCAAGGAAGCGUUCAGAGUCUUUGAUAAAGACCAAAACGGUUUCAUCUCUGCUGCUGAGUUGAGACAUGUGAUGACGAAUCUAGGCGAGAAGCUAACUGAUGAGGAAGUUGAUGAGAUGAUUAAGGAGGCUGAUGUUGAUGGUGAUGGUCAGAUUAACUAUGAAGAGUUCGUCAAGGUUAUGAUGGCCAAGUGAGGCCACAACCUACUUGUUACUUCCCCUCUUUUUAUUAUGUAAUAUUCAUGGCUUUUUUUUUUGGUGAUUACAAGAGACAGGAAUGUUAUAUCUCUUUUACGUUGUUAGUUUCUGUCUGGAUGAUUGAUUUACCUAGUGGCUCUUUGUCUUCAUAGAA